Molecule: messenger RNA, 2648 nt
Organism: Pocillopora verrucosa
Lineage: Eukaryota; Metazoa; Cnidaria; Anthozoa; Scleractinia; Pocilloporidae
Source: RefSeq, a predicted model, not a curated record
AUGGGUCAAAUCUCCGUUAAAGUUGGAGGACUUCUGGUGUUCCUAUUAUUCGCUUUCUGCGGAUCCGUGAAGGCUGUGGGAGAUGGAUCGGAAGAUCAAAAUAAUGGAUUUGCGGGCCAUCCGCCACCUUUCUUCACAUGCAGUAUCAACAACUAUUUCCUCUACACAAUUGCCAAAGAGAAUGAAGAGGGUAGUGGCGAGUCUGCCUUCGCUGCAAUCGUGGCGAAGAUCUUUCAAGAAACGGGCAUUCGCGGUGUUGUUGUGAACAAGAGAAUAAUAAAUGUCGUUCGGAAAAAGAUUGGGUCGCUGUGUGCCGAACUCAAAAGAGUCAAGAAGAAAAGUGGAGGUUUCGGUGUCAAAAGAAUCAUAAACAAAUGGCGUGACCAAACUUAUGAGGUGAAGAUAUUUUAUCACGAACUUCACAAAUACGUUAUCGAAAAGGAGAAUCAGGAUUUACGAGGGAAGAAACGAACACUGGAAGAAUCUUUAGCGAAUGAAACAACUAAGCGACAGAAACUCGAGAAAAAACUCGGCGACACAGAGAGGAGCUGCAAUUAUCUGAAAAAAAGGUUUCAAAAUCUUGUUAAAAAAGUUGAGAAGAAGAACAAGAAAGGAAUUAGGGGCCCUGAAAAAAAGUCAUUUGCUGAGUAUUCAAAGCAGCACCAAAGCAGGAUUAAAAAUAAAAUGAAAGAGGAAUGUCAGGCCACUCUUACUUUCCUUGGAUUGUACAAUUUUAUGGCCACCAAAGUUGAAGUGUUUAACACUGACACAGAACAGUAUGACACUUUUAACUUAAUUGAUGAGGAACAAAUGCAACAAUCGGACACUGAGGGAAAUGAAAUAACUGACACCCAGGCUGAUGACAUCAACUACUGGAUUUACAUCAAGGACAAAUUCAAUAUUUCCAAUGAUGCAUGGCAUGAAAUGGCAUUGAGAUCUAAAACAAUACCAAAUACUUACAAGACAACUCGAAAGAUAAAUGAAUUAAACCAGCAAUGGAAAAUAAGAGAUACCCCUGGUCAAGCAGAAGGGGUGCAAAUCAGCUUCAAAGAAAGCCUCAAGGAACAAAUUGCCAACUUACAAAGGAAAGGAGAUUUAGAAGGAGAUACCAUUGGGGUGAAGAUAAGUGGAGAUGGCACAAACAUUGGAAAAAGACUUAAGCUAGUAAAUGUAACAUAUACAAUUUUAAAUGAGAAAGAGGCUGCAAUGAGUGAGAAGGGCAAUUAUGUUCUGGCUAUACUCAAGACAAGUGAAAACUAUGACAAUCUGAAGGAAAGUCUCUCUGAUUUAACACAAGAAAUGUCGAAAUUAAAUAAGGUAACAGUUGAGGGUAAAACCUAUAAUAUUGAAUACUUUCUCGGUGGGGAUUGGAAGUUCCUGGCAUGUGUCUGUGGGUUGGGGGCUGCUAACCAAGACUACGCCUGUAUCUGGUGCAAAUGCCCUCGCAACCAGAGACAUGACAUCCAAAGGGUAUGGUCACUUUCUAACAGUGCUCAGGGUACCAGAUCACUGGAGGAAAUUUCAAGCUUUGCCAAAUCAAAAAAGUUUAAUUGCAAAGCAACUCCAUUAUUUAAUUUCAUACCAAUUGAUCAUGUCAUUAUUGAUACCUUACAUUUAUUUCUCCGCAUAUCAGAUAAUUUAACAGAACUUUUAAUCAGGGAAUUAAGGAGAAAGGAUGCUUGUGAGAAGAUAACAACAUUUCACAAUGGUUUUUCUCGAGAGAAAUUUAAACAUAUGGCAGCAUAUGAAACGUUUCUCAAAACCCUUGGCAUUUCUUUUGAGUGGAGAAUAAACAAAGACACAAAAAAACUGGACUAUAGAGAUCUCACGGGUCCUGAAAAACUAAAGGUCAUGCAAAAUAUUCAGUUCUCUUCUCUUUUGCCUGGUUACAACAAUUCAGAAAAGCUUCAUUUACUAUGGGGUGGGUUCAUGGACAUCAUUGGUGAUUUAAAACUUGAUUUUCCAACAGAUCAGUCAAUUGAUCACCUUAAAGAAAAAAUUGAGGGAUGGUUUAAGAUUUUCUUGUCUCUAUACCAAGCCAAAGAUAUCACACCAUAUAUGCAUGCCCUAUAUUUUCAUGUUCCUGAGUUUUUAAAGUUGUAUAAAAACAUUGCAUAUUUUAAUCAGCAGGGUAUGGAGAAAUAUAAUGAUGUAGCUUCUAAGAAUUACUUUAGAUCCUCUAACCACAGAGGAAUUUCUGCUUUGCGACAGCUUCUCUUAAAGAAAUACAGAAUUCAAUUUUUGGAAGCAGCAGGGUAUGAGAGGGUGAAACAGAAUUACAAAUGCAGUAACUGUUCCAGUCCAGGUCACACAAUCAAGACCUGCACCAAGCAAUGUAAACAUUGUGAUCACCGUACCUGCUGUGCACACCUUGUUAAGUGUGAAGGUAAAUGGGUCCCAAAAUGUUGUUCUGGUGCUUCAUAGAGAUACAUUUUAAAUGGUAGAGAAAAAUCGAUUCUCUGGUUACCUAGAUGUAUCACAGUUUUAAGUUACAAUUUGAGGCUGUUGUUUAUUUAUAGAUUACAGAAAACAAAAUCACAACCUCCAUGAUUCCACAAAAACAGCGUUUUAAAACAAGUUUCAUGAGAUAUAAAAUAAUGGAAAAAUAAUUUUGUUGCAGUGAAGCAGAAGAUGAAAACAUUUUGGGA